UCUGUAUCUAUAGGCUGUGCCUAUAUCUAGAUAGUAUAAGUAGAACCAUUUUCAGACCAAAAAAAGUAUGAGCAUUUAGCAACUUAGAGCAAGCAAAAGUGAGAUUAGUGAAAGAAAAAAAAAAUGGCGCUAAAGGUGCUUUCCGCCCUUGACACGGCGAAGACGCAAUGGUACCACUUCAAGGCCAUCAUCAUCGCCGGCAUGGGCCUCUUCACCGACGCCUACGACCUCUUCUGUAUCCCUCCCAUCAUGAGACUCCUCGGCCGCAUAUACUACAACAAACGUAAACCAAACGACAUAGUAUUCGACAACAACGACAACAACUUCGUAAUCCCGGCGCUAGUCGUUACGGCGCUGGUGGGCUUCCCUCUCCUCGGCACUGUCCUGGGGCAGCUGCUCUUCGGCAGGCUUGGGGACCUAGUCGGUAGGAGACGUGUCUACGGGCUUUCGCUGAUGGUGAUGGUGCUGAGCUCCAUAGGGUGCGGCUUCUCCAUCUGCACCUCCCCCACCUGCGUCCUAGUCAGCCUCGUCUUCUUUCGGCUCCUCCUCGGCGUCGGCAUCGGCGGAGACUACCCCCUCUCGGCGACCAUCAUGUCGGAGUUUGCCAACAAGAGGACACGUGGCUCGUUCAUAGCGGCUGUGUUCUCCAUGCAAGGGUUUGGGAUUCUGGCGAGCUCUAUAGUGACCAUCGUGGUGUGCGCCGUCUUUAACUUUGCGAGCAAGCCGGAUCCGAAGAAAGCGACGCCGGACGAGGCUGACAUAGCGUGGAGGUUGAUACUCAUGCUCGGUGCAAUUCCGGCUGCCAUGACGUACUAUUGGCGGAUGAUGAUGCCUGAAACUGCCAGGUAUACAGCACUGGUUGAGCUAAAUGUGGUGCAAGCAGCCAAGGAUAUGGAGAAAGUGUUGGCUGUUUCCUUGAGUCAAAUUGCAGAAGAUGAACCAGAUUUACUAUCAGUAGGACAAAACCCUGCAUCAUCAUAUCCCUUCUUCUCCAAGGAAUUUUUACGUCUCCAUGGCCGCGAUCUCUUCUCUUGUGCUGCCAACUGGUUUCUUGUUGAUGUUGUCUUCUACAGCAGCAACCUAUUCCAGUCUCAAAUAUAUAGAAGAUAUAUCGACAAAAAAUACCCAAAAUACAAUGUUAAUCUCUACCAAGAUGCUUUGCAUGUUGCUGAGUUGCAAGCAAUUGUUACAAUAUGCUCAACAAUUCCAGGAUAUUGGUUCAGUGUCUUCUUCAUUGAUCGAAUUGGAAGGCGAAAAAUUCAAAUGAUGGGGUUUUUCGUCAUGGCACUUGUUUAUUUCUCGAUUGGGAUACCCUACAAAACUCACUGGGCAAAAAAUACAGAUGUAGGUUUCAUGGUCCUCUAUGGCCUCACUUUCUUCUUUGCAAAUUUUGGACCAAAUACUACUACAUUUAUAGUGCCUGUUGAGCUUUUCCCGGCGAGGUUUAGGUCAACUUGUCAUGGGAUUUCUGGAGCGUCGGGGAAGGUUGGCGCCUUGAUCGGAUCAAUUGGAUUUCUAUGGGCUGCACAUGGUCAAAACGAGGAGGAUAAAAAGACGAGAAUCGAGAGGUCGUUGAUUGGUUUAGGUGUAGUUUGUAUUCUGGGAUUGGUGGUAACGCAUUUCUUCACACCUGAAACUACGGGAAGAUCACUAGAAGAGAAUGAGAAUGAGAAUGGAAAUGAACAACAUGCAUGAUCAGGAAAAACAUGUUACAUGGCUAGAGAAGCAAUUUUAAGUUCUGUGUGUUAUUGGAACCAUUAGAGUUUGUUCUCUUAUCUCCUGUAGAUGGCAGGGAUAAAGAUUUGAUCGAGGGUUUGGGAUAACAUUAGUGGACUUCGAUAUGGAGAAGAUUUUUGCGUGUAAAGUUUCAUUCAAUUAGGACCUUGUUCAUUUCUUUUUCAACUGAAUCUAGCUGACUACGUUUGGGAAUGAAUCUUGCUCGUUAAGGACUUGAUUCUCUAGUCCUGAUUGUGAAUAACGGUUUGUUGUGAGUAAUUAAACCAAAUCAAUUUAAAGUUU
This is a messenger RNA of Rosa rugosa (rugosa rose), 2019 nucleotides long. Its product is annotated as probable inorganic phosphate transporter 1-9. Bases 124 to 1695 code for a protein of 523 amino acids. Gene Ontology annotation, molecular function: transmembrane transporter activity. The transcript has 2 exons. Gene Ontology annotation, cellular component: membrane. NCBI's taxonomy places the organism in Eukaryota, Viridiplantae, Streptophyta, Magnoliopsida, Rosales, Rosaceae. Gene Ontology annotation, biological process: transmembrane transport. The record is from RefSeq and is a predicted model, not a curated record.